This is a messenger RNA of Xiphophorus maculatus (southern platyfish), 2130 nucleotides long. It is a transcript of the gene klc3, whose product is annotated as kinesin light chain 1-like. The coding region runs from base 259 to 1797 and encodes 512 amino acids. Gene Ontology annotation, molecular function: kinesin binding. The record is from RefSeq and is a predicted model, not a curated record. Gene Ontology annotation, biological process: axo-dendritic transport. NCBI's taxonomy places the organism in Eukaryota, Metazoa, Chordata, Actinopteri, Cyprinodontiformes, Poeciliidae. Gene Ontology annotation, cellular component: cytoplasm; membrane-bounded organelle; kinesin complex. The transcript is spliced from 14 exons.
UGCUGUUUGACAACAGGAGGAGCUGACAGCCGAAGAAGCGACAGGUGAAUGAUUUACAACAUCCAAAUUUCACCUGUCCAGCACUUCAUUAUAUUAAUGAAACCAAAACCGAUCCUGUUCGUCUGUUUGCGGCUUUGGGCCUCCAACUAAAAUUAACAUAUUGUUGCCUAAAGAGUUGCCAAAAGGAGUAACCCGCUACGGAGGAGCCUUGAUUAGCAGGUCAGUCACAGGUAGAGCAGCAUCAUCGAAGCAGGAAGCAUGUUGUCGGGGGAGGAGAUCCUGUGCAGCACGCAGCAGGUGAUCGCAGGGCUGGAAGCUCUGAAAGGGGAGAACCACAGUUUGCUGGACGACCUGCAGGAGGCGAUGGAGAGCCACCCGGCGUCUCACAGCGGCGGCGGCGGCGUGGAGCAGGAGAAGAGCAGCAUCAUCCGACAGUCGCUGGAGAGGAUCGAGCUGGGGCUGAGCGAGGCACAAGUGAUGAUGGCUCUGUCGUCUCAUCUUGGCUCACUGGAAGCAGAGAAGCAAAAGUUACGAGCUCAGGUGCGCCGUCUCGUUCAGGAGAACCAGUGGCUGAGGGACGAACUCGCCGGCGCUCAGCAGCGGCUGCAGGACAAGGAGCAGGAGGUCGUGACCCUGGAGGAGCAGAACAAACACCUGCAGUUCAUGUCCUCCAUACGCAAAUACGACCAGGAUGAGCCGCCUCUGGAUGAGAAAGAAACUUCCUCCAACAAGGAGUCUCUGGAUGAUUUGUUUCCUGCUGAAGAUGAGGAACCGUCCCAGAUUUCCCAGCCUCAUCACAGCAGCGCGGCGGCGGCGGCCCAGCAGGGCGGCUACGAGAUCCCCGCCCGCCUCCGAACGCUCCACAACCUGGUCAUCCAGUACGCGUCUCAAGGUCGCUACGAGGUCGCCGUGCCGCUCUGCAAACAGGCUCUGGAAGACCUGGAGAAGUCCUCCGGCCACACACACCCGGACGUAGCAACCAUGCUCAACAUCCUGGCUCUGGUGUACAGAGAUCAGAACAAGUAUAAAGAGGCAGCGAACCUGCUGAACGAUGCGUUGGCGAUCAGAGAGAAAACUCUUGGCAUGGAUCAUCCGGCUGUGGCAGCUACACUGAACAACCUGGCUGUGCUUUAUGGUAAAAGAGGAAAAUACAAAGAAGCGGAGCCGCUUUGUAAACGAGCGCUGGAGAUCCGAGAGAAAGUUCUGGGUACGGACCACCCCGACGUGGCCAAGCAGCUCAACAACCUGGCGCUGCUGUGCCAGAACCAGGGGAAGUACCAGGAAGUGGAGCAGUACUACGAACGUGCUCUGCACAUCUACCAGAGCAAACUGGGACCGGACGACGCCAACGUGGCGAAAACCAAGAACAACCUGGCAUCAUGUUAUCUGAAACAGGGAAAAUACAGACAAGCGGAAGCGCUUUACAAAGAGAUUCUGACCAGAGCUCAUGAAAAAGAAUUUGGAUCUGUGGAAGGAGACGGCCGUCCCCGCUGGUCCAACAUGGAGGACGGCGGCACCGCGCAGGACGGACUGAAGCGCAGCAGCUCCUUCACCAAACUCCGGGAGUCGAUACGCCGGAGCAGCGAGAAGCUGGUCCGCAAGCUAAAAGGAGUCGGGAUGGAGGAGGUGACCCCGAGGAAUGCUGGGAUGAAGAGGGCGAACUCUCUGAACGUGUUGAACGUUGGAGCCAGAGAAAAUCUCAAUGGCACCCAGUCCAGCCACCUGGUGGACAGUCGAGGCCUGAGCUGCAGCACGCAGAGCCUGAACAGACGGGGAUCGCUCGGUGGGACCAGCUAACACACACAUAACACAAAUCAUUUAAAUACAAGAAAAACUGAUGGAUUGUUUAAAAACUGGACUCAAAAAUGCUGCUGUGAAUCAGCAUCAAGAGGAUUCCCCAUCAUGAGUCUCCGAAAGAUGGUCGCUGCAAAGUGGGGGUCAAAGGUCAAAUUUGACUAUAGCAGAGUUAUCCUGACCAGCAACAAGGUUUAAGUCUGUCUGCAACAUUUCCUUUACUUGCUCCUGUUUUCUUAAUUGUGAGAAUCAAGUUUAACAAUUUUUAACGCUAAAUCUUAAAAACAAAACAAAAUAAUCUAUUUAUUCUUUUUACAACCAAGAAAAAAUCUAAAA